Cydia strobilella is the source of this 3281-nucleotide messenger RNA. RefSeq names its product syntaxin-6 (gene Syx6). The record is from RefSeq and is a predicted model, not a curated record. The coding region runs from base 144 to 929 and encodes 261 amino acids. The transcript is spliced from 7 exons. Gene Ontology annotation, biological process: retrograde transport, endosome to Golgi; Golgi vesicle transport; vesicle fusion. Gene Ontology annotation, molecular function: SNARE binding; SNAP receptor activity. NCBI's taxonomy places the organism in Eukaryota, Metazoa, Arthropoda, Insecta, Lepidoptera, Tortricidae. Gene Ontology annotation, cellular component: endomembrane system; synaptic vesicle membrane; SNARE complex.
AUCACGUUGUCGAUAUUUUGUGGGAUAGGCGAGGAAUUGUCUAAAUAUAACGGCGUUGCUGCUUGCUAAUGUGUGUAUUAGGCUUUGCUUGAGUUAUCCGUACGUCCCAUGCUCCUGGUGGUGUCGUGUUCGGUUCGGUUGACAUGACUAUGGAAGAUCCGUUCUACGUGGUCAAAGAUGAGGUGUUCAAGGCACUAAACAAGACACGAGGCCUGUACCUGCGCUGGCAGGAGAUCUCCAAGGCCCCCGUGGCCCCCAACAGUCCCGAGGUUGAAUGGACCUCCACGGAGCUGAGGAACGCACUACGCAGCAUCGAGUGGGACUUGGAGGACCUUGAAGAUACAAUUAGUAUCGUCGAAAAGAACUCGUCGAAGUUCAAGAUAGACAAUAAGGAGAUCAGCGACCGGCGGACGUUCAUUGAAGCCACUAAACAGGAGGUGAAGGUAAUGAAAGGCAAGAUGAGCCUGAACAGGAACCGCGACGCGGACGGCACGGCGCGCGAGCCGCUGCUCGGCGAGGAGAGCCCCAUGCACUUUGGCAACACAUGGACCUCCACGCCCAAGUACUCCAAGUACUCGAAGCUGGCCAGCCAGACCGACAGCCCGAACAGAUUCGAUGCAUACGACAACGACAUAAUGUCGAUGCAGGAGAAGAUGCUAGUGAACCAAGACGACCAGCUGCAAGUGAUCAGCAACUCGGUCGGCAGUCUCAAGACCGUGUCCAAGCAGAUCGGCAUAGAACUUGACGAGCAGGCCGGUAUGCUAGACGACCUCAACACAGAGCUGGAAAACGCCGACUCCAAGUUAGACUCCACUAUUAAGAAAGUCGCGAAAGUGCUCCACAUGAAUAAUGAUCGACGUCAAUGGCUGGCAAUCGGCAUACUCCUCGGUCUAUUAGUAAUAAUCCUAAUAUUGUUUGUUAUAAUCUGAGAUCACUGCGACGCGGGUUGCCGUCCAGCACUCUGAGACGCUCUGACUUAGCCAAUUCAUCUUAAAACGCCCCACAGUGAAACGACGCCAUACUUGUGGUUGGACAUGAUAAUUAUAUGUUUUUGAACGAUUACUAUUAUUGUCCUAACAAAAAUCUAUGAAAUUUUGUAAGGAUCUUGAGAAUCUGUUCAGGGCUAUCCGACCCAAAAUUUACUAUUAUUUGUCAACACCAUAAAAAGUUAAUCAUCGCAAAAAAGAGAAUAUUUUCUUGUCUUACCACAAGUAUGCCCACAGCGCGCCCUCUGUACGUAGCAUUUCAUAAAGUAAUCCCACUUCUGAACUCAAUGCUUCUGUUGCAUGUAUCUUGUGAAUACCGUAGGCUGAAAAUGGUUUAGUGGAGAGUAGCGUCAUUGUUGUAUUUAAAUUUACAAUGCACCGUUUAUAUUGAUAGUUAAAGUUUCUAGAAUUUACGAUUUUAUUAAAAAAUAAUUUUAUGUCAAAAAAUGAAAUUAAGUCAAUGAAAAAUCGAUUUUAAAUACUUAAUAUUACCUAAAUAAAAUAAUAAAAAUAAUAGGGUAAACAAUACUAUUAUCGGGACCCUCCAUUGAUUAGUCUAUUCAACCUUAUUUAAAGGUAACAGCUAAUUAUUGGGUAGUUUACCCUAUUUCAUUAUUGAUUUGCACGAACUUGUAACGUGUUAAGCUCAAUUAGCUUUUGGUGCGUUCGAUAAGGGUUUUUGUUAAUUUUAAAUAGGUUACCUAAAACACGAUAGCCAAAGACCAAAUGUUACGUAACCAAAAAACAUUUGGAACUUUAUCAUUAUGAGAUAUGAGCUUCGGCUUUUAAGCCCGAGAUUAACGUUCGGUUGCACCAAACCAUCUGUCACCGUUAAAGCGUUCGCUAAAUUCUAUUGUAUGGGAAGUUUCAUAGAUCUCUGCUGAGUGACGUUAAUCAGUAUGUUAACUGUAGUUGGUGCAACUGGCCCUUAUACUUUAAAUUAAUUAUAUUAGCACUUUAGAGCUACUAACUAACAGCAAAACACCCAUGGUUGCCCUUCCAGUAGCCCCUAAUAGCUCUUUGAACGGAACGCCUAUCGAAUGCGGCGCGCUUCGAGCAACACCGGCUACCGACACGUCGGAAGGGAGGAGCCCAAGCGAUAUCUUACCGUACAAAUCUUUUUGCCAUCUUUUGCGGUGGGAAACGUGCACACAGUCGCACUUCUCACUCACUACAAAAUCCAACUACACUACAUACAAAUACAUAGAAAAUGACACACUACACAGACAAAUCUUGCACACCUCGAUCUGUUUUUGUUUACGGACAAGUCACAAGUGUUACAACACGCACACUAACACAUUUUCUCCGAAGAUUUUAUUGAUUUCUGAGAGAUUGACUGCUCGACUGAUCCGAAAUUUGCACUGGGCGAGCAAAAUCGAUAAAUUCAACAAUUGCUUGAGACUAAAACAAUAAUUUGGUGUUUAAAUGUAAUUAAAUCCACCAUCUUUUUGUAAAUUUUAUGUCCCCGACCUCUUUUUACAACAAAAAAAAAUGGUUGUCUGUAAAGUCGGUUUACGCACGAAAAUUUUGCGUGAUAAGGUCAUAAGAAAACAUUGAUGAUAAGGGCGUAACGUUACCAUAGAGAUCUGUCCACAACGUGACACUUUUUCGUGCAUGCUACCGGUGUUAAUUGAUUUAUAAGACGUUAUCACGUCAAAACUGAGCAAUUACUGUUUUUUUUCUGCUGCAGUGUUAUCUCGCGCGACUGGAAUCGGUCUAGUUUAAAAUUCCUAGCGCAACUAUUAUUACCCGCGCUAGAUCAGUUGUUCUUGUACCUCGGCAGAGGGGAAAUAGUGCGUAUCCCGCCUCCCUUCCUAUCCGUGUUGCUCGAAGCGGCGCGUCAUCGUAAAGCACAAAGGUUCCGCGCGUGUCAGCUCCAAAGAGUAUAGUAAAUAUAUAGAAAUAAGCUCACGUGUUUGGCUUGCGGUGUCUAUCGUUUUCAUUUGUUUGCUGUGUACUAUUAAAACUACAGUUCCACGUAUGAACGGUGACGGAGUCUUGUAAAUUUAUGUAUAAACGUAAAUCAGUAAUAGUAUUUUUGUAACAUUUCCUAAUAUUAUGACCUAUAUAGUUAUAGUUAACGCACAUGUAUUAAAUGCGUUCUAAAUAUCACUAACAUUCUGUGAGUUAUAUAGCUGUCAAAUAGAGUGUACUAAAAAGAUGACUUGGAUAGAUCUCUUAUGAGAACAUAGGUACACAUGAACAAUGUGUUAGUACCAUAUCGCUAUAACUUAUUGAGCGAAAUCUAAGGUCUCUUAUACAAUAAGAUAAAGUGAAAAGGUACUGAAACGAAAA